Messenger RNA from Fonsecaea multimorphosa CBS 102226, 1035 nucleotides. RefSeq lists its product as uncharacterized. The transcript has a single exon. The record is from RefSeq and is a predicted model, not a curated record. The coding region runs from base 1 to 1035 and encodes 344 amino acids. Lineage: Eukaryota; Fungi; Ascomycota; Eurotiomycetes; Chaetothyriales; Herpotrichiellaceae.
AUGUCGCCGCUGACAAACCUUCCGUUGGACCUCUCCGCUACCUCCGACGGCCAGUCCGAAGCGAGCCUUCCCGUCACUUCCUCGCCUCAAAUCCGAGCAGAAGAUAUCGAGUUACCUCCAUCUCCUUCAGACCUCGAACAUGAACCUGAACCAAGCUCCUCCCCUUCACCUAGAUCGUCCCCAUCGACGAGUGUCGAGACGCUUCCGAAACACGCCCAUUUUCUCUCACACAACAUUACGCCCUCUAGACCUCGUGCUGCAUCUCCUCCCAGAAGGGUGAGGCCACUAUCGGUAGGAGGCGUGGCCCACGCGCCGCCAAUGCAAAGAGCCCACUCAUCGCCUGGUGUUGACGCCUCGGGACGAUACAUUACUCCUUACGGUGUCCCGAGAAGACCGUCUUCACCACUACAUUCAGGAAGAAGAAGGAGCCCGCUACGGGCAGCUGUGGAAGAGCCAUAUCCCGGCGUUCCAUCCUGGAGCGGACUCAGUAUUGAACCGAACAUACCGGAAAAUGAGGAGCUUGAGUUGUCAGUAGACGCGGAUGCGUCCCAUCCCUCGCCCAUGACAUCCUUCUCCAACACCUUCCCAAGAGCGCGGCGGAGAGGUGCACAGCCGCUUCACCAGAGUGCAAGCGCCCCAUCUCUCUAUGCGAGAGCCAUGAGCCCUAGCGUAUCGGGAAGGACAUCACCGUCGCCGGCCUUUGCCCCGCAGAAGUACACCUAUGAGCCAUACCCGAUGUAUUCUCUCAGCUCUGCUUCGAGCAUGCCCAGUACCCCAACAUCGCUGCGAUCUCGGUCGCCAUCCAUCAGCUCGUUGGAGACAAUAGAGGACGCACCAGAUGCGGAAGAGGCGGCUGUGCUUGAAGAAGAGGAAGCCAAGUUGAGAGGAGAGGACGGCGAUGCAAGCGACCUGCGGCGAAGAAGUUCUCUCGAGAUUCGAGGGGGCAAUCUGAGGAGCAACAAGGAACGCAAGCGAUGGUCGGUCUGUGGCGCGGAACGAAGGGCGGACUUCUCUUUGGAACCCAUCGAAGAAUGA